AUGGCGGAACCCGAAUGGAAACAAGGAAUAAUCGUUAAGAUACCAAAGAAGGGCAACAUCGCUGAUUGCAACAACUGGAGAGGCAUCACGCUUCUUUCAAUUCCUGGCAAAAUCUUCACACUUCGCAAUAUCAUCGAACAAAGUGCUGAAUUCCAACGACCACUACAAAUCAAUUUCAUCGAUUUCAAAAAGGCGUUUGACAGUGUACAUAGAGAAUCACUGUGGAAAAUUGUUCGAGCAUACGAUAUUCCUCAACGCUUCCUCGACACCUUGCGCAAUAUUUAUUUGGACUCUAGCUGCUGUGUAAAAAUAGAUACUGGCAAUACAGAAUUCUUCCACAUUGUUACAGGUGUACGUCAAGACUGCAUUAUAUCACCGUUUCUAUUUCUUUUAGUCAUUGACUUUGUCAUGCGUGAAACAAUGAAUGGCUCAGACUUUGGUAUUCAAUGGAACAACAUGUCUCGUUUUACAGACCUAGACUUUGCAGACGAUAUUGUGCUAUUGGCAAACACAGAAGAAAAUUUACAAAAGAUGACAACUGCGUUAGAAACUACAGCCAGCAACGUUGGACUAAGAAUUAAUAGCGAGAAAACCAACACCUUUCGUAGAGUUUUGUCGCAUAUUCUUAUUGUUCAGCGAUAG
This is a messenger RNA of Adineta ricciae, 642 nucleotides long. The record is from the annotation of a GenBank genome assembly. NCBI's taxonomy places the organism in Eukaryota, Metazoa, Rotifera, Eurotatoria, Adinetida, Adinetidae.